GCAACCGUUGAACUCCGGCGCUCCAUUUUACAGAAUUCUUCCGGCAUUCAUGGCAAAGUUGCUAUUAUAUCAUAAACAAGUAUUGCAUCUUUAACCGUCGAAAUCUUUUUCAGUUUUCAGCGGAAAAUGAAAAUGAGCCGAACUCAUAGUCAUCGUAAACCUAACCCACCCCACCAUCACUAUACUUUCAGUCAACGCUUCCCAUUCCCAAAUCCCAAUUAUCCAUUUAUACAUGCAAUUUGUGAUCACAAAUAUUUUACAGCUAAAUUCUCGGCUUCUUGUCUCGAGAUUAGGCACCGGUUUCCUAUGCCCCUUCACAAUCCACGUUUAGUAUGCUUCAAAUUCACGAUUUUACAGCUCUUCUUCACCUUUAAGGGAAACUUGUCUUUUUGUAGCUCACCUUUACAUAUAAUCAUCAUCCAUAGCUUCAUAUGAUUCUCUUCCGACUUAAUCACAGCUUUUCAGGACUUCGUGUCGUUGAUUAUAUAAGAAACUCCUCCUGGGUGGCAUUUGUUUGAUUAAGGUGAAAUAGUUUAAGAUGAAGAUGUCAUGCUUUCCAAGGUACAGAUUAGGGAGAAUUUUAGGCAUGUUUCAGAUUAUUCUUGGAGCACUGGUCAUAAUGGUAAGCGUUUCAAGCCUAUAUAGAUUCUAUUCAGCUGGAUUCUUCAUACAUAACGAAGACAUAUGCAAGCAAUUCUAUGGCGUCAGAGACGUUUACGAAGGAUUCGAUGUAAUGGCUCUCUCUGCUGCUGUAGACGAAGUGCUCCACAAAAUGCUCAGCCUACAAGAAACCCUCGAAUCCACAGUCGAACAGCUUGAAAAAAACAAAGAUUUAUCCAAAACCAACAUCUCAAUGUUGGAUUACAAGAAUUUUAUCCAACAACAAGUGAUUCAACCUCUUUACACCGCUCAUAUCACUCUUCGACAAAUCCGUCUACCAAAAAUCGAAAAUGGCACAACAAACGAAGACCCUUUGAUCAAUACUUUCGUGACAGAAGAAAUCAAAAAGUACAUAACCCCAAAAGAAAACCGUGUUGGAAAGAAGAACAUAUACGGAACCGAAAAGGUAUACAACACAAUAGGCCAUGGAUGUGUCUCCAUGAAGAAAGAACUCGAAGAAUACAUGGAUUACGACAUCGGGUCAUUCUGUAAAGACGAUUGGAACAUCGCCCAAAAUCUCAUGAUCAAGGGUUGCGAUCCAUUACCAAGAAGAAGAUGUCUCACAAGAGCUUCAAAGCUCUACCAAAAACCCUACCCGAUAAACGAAUCUUUAUGGAGAAUACCCGAUGGGCGAAACGUGAGAUGGAGUCACUAUUCAUGUAGAAACUUCGAGUGUUUAUCGAGCAAGAAUCCGAAAAGGGGUUUCUCCAAAUGCAUCGGGUGUUUUGAAAUGGAAAAGGAAAGGGUAAAAUGGGUAAUCAACACAACGGUGUCAACCGAUUUCUUGAUUGAAGACGUGUUACGGGUCAAACCGGGUGAGAUACGGGUCGGGGUUGAUUUUGGAAUCGGGACCGGGACAUUUGCGGGUCGGAUGCGGGAACAUAAUGUGACGAUUGUGUCUACUGCUUUGAAUCUUGGGGCCCCGUUUAAUGAAAUGAUUGCUCUACGAGGUUUGAUUCCUUUAUAUGUGACAUUGAAUCAAAGGUUGCCUUUUUUUGAUAAUACAAUGGAUUUGAUUCAUACGACUGGGUUUAUGGAUGGCUGGAUUGAUUUGCAGUUGAUGGAUUUUAUUUUGUUUGAUUGGGACCGGGUUUUGAGGCCGGGUGGGUUGUUGUGGGUGGACCGGUUUUUUUGUAGCAGGAAGGAUUUGGAUGAUUAUAUGUAUAUGUUUCUGCAGUUUAGGUAUAAGAAGCAUAAAUGGGCUAUUUCGAAUAAGUCUAAAGAUGAGGUGUUUCUUUCUGCUUUAUUGGAGAAACCUCCGAGGUCAUUAUGA
Messenger RNA from Lactuca virosa, 1933 nucleotides. Lineage: Eukaryota; Viridiplantae; Streptophyta; Magnoliopsida; Asterales; Asteraceae. The record is from the annotation of a GenBank genome assembly.